UGCACCAAGGUCCCUUUUCUGUGGAUGGAAUUCAAUCGAAUUAAUUGUCAAAAAUYGAUAAAAUGUGCUUUCCAAUAGCCUGAGGAAUAGCUAAAAUGGCUGAGAAAGAAACAGCUCCAAAAACUUCAUCCUCGGAAGUUGACAAGGACGAACCGGCUCCAAAACGGAUUCGUCUGGGAUCUACGGAGUUGAAAGAAACGUCUGAAUUCUAUACCAAAUGGAAAGAGCAAGAUGACUACAUUGACUAUCUAGAGUCUAAAAUGAAUGGUGGAGACCCAACUUCAAACAGUGAGCUUGCUGGACUGCGAGAGUCAGAAGAAAAGCUCAAACAACAGCAGCAGGAAUCUACAAGAAGAGAGAACGUCUUGGUUAUGAGACUGGCUACCAAAGAACAUGAAGUCCAAGAUUUACUGACACAGAUUCAUGACAUGAAACAAGCUCAGAAUCCAUCAGCAAUUCAAAUGCGGUCAACUCUCCUGGAUCCAGCWGUAAAUCUUCUAUUUCAACGAAUGAAAACAGAGCUAGAUGAAUCUAAAGAAAAGCUUGAGCAAGCGCAGGGUGACCUUGGUGCCUGGAAGUUUACUGCAGACAGUGUUACUGGCAAGAAGCUCAUGGCUAAAUGCAGGAUGUUGAUUCAAGAGAAUCAGGAGCUUGGACGGCAGCUUUCACAAGGAAGGGUYGCACAGUUAGAGGCAGAAUUAGCCCUGCAGAAAAAAUAUAGUGAUGAAUUAAAGAGUAGUCAAGAUGAGUUGAAUGGUUUUGUAAUACAGUUGGAUGAAGAAGUCGAAGGAAUGCAGUCRACCAUAAUGACGCUACAACAACAACUAAAAACCAUUAAACACCAGUUAUCUGAACAAACAACACUAACACAAGAUAUAAGAACUAAAUGUUCUCACUUGGAGAAAGAACUGGAAGUUGCUAAGCAACAGUAUGCAGAAACCAUGGCAACAAAGGAGCAAGUUGAAAACAAAGACCUUGGAGGACACAGAGACAGUCAUCAAUCAGCAGAUGACAUGUGUCAAUCACCCACCCCCAAUGAAAGAACAUCUCCCUCUACAAUCAUAUCAACAACAACUAAUAAUGUUCCUUCAUCAUUCUCAAUCAACAAUAUCCUAUCGCUAGACCCUAAACCUGACAAUGCACAUACUGUUGGUACAUUGGUAUCAAACAUAGAAAAUGGACAAGAGGGAGGGGUCCCUAGGGAAGCUAAUCCAUCACCUGAACCACUAGAACCCAGUGACACUCAAACAUUAGUGACCAAGGGAUUAGUAGAUGGGAUUGGGACYGAGGUUAGUGUGAUCAAUGUGGGUGCCGUUAAUUGAUCUCAUUGCGGGGAAUAUCUAAUAUAAUCAUGUCCUCAUUGCCUUUUUUAUGUCAUUUUUUGUCUUUUUUUUGCCUUUUACAAACUGUUUAUGUCUGACUUUCUCUAUUAAAAUCAUCAAAGAACAUGUGCGAUGUCUUGAAUGAAAGGAGUCAAUCCUAAUGGUGUAGAAUAGAGAUAGUUUACUCCCAUACAGAAAAGUGAGUUUUUAC
Molecule: messenger RNA, 1533 nt
Organism: Exaiptasia diaphana
Lineage: Eukaryota; Metazoa; Cnidaria; Anthozoa; Actiniaria; Aiptasiidae
Product: pre-mRNA-splicing regulator WTAP
Exons: 8
Coding region: 96-1322 (408 amino acids)
Biological process (GO): regulation of alternative mRNA splicing, via spliceosome
Cellular component (GO): nucleus
Source: RefSeq, a predicted model, not a curated record